This is a messenger RNA of Tuber aestivum (summer truffle), 2724 nucleotides long. The record is from the annotation of a GenBank genome assembly. Lineage: Eukaryota; Fungi; Ascomycota; Pezizomycetes; Pezizales; Tuberaceae.
AUGGCUUUUGCUCCGAGAUACUCGCAACCCCAUUCCACACACCAUGUUCAUGGUACCGCUGGGUCAUAUUCACCACAGCAGAAUCCCGGGGGUGGGGUCAGCGGAGGAUCCCCCCAUAUCCCCAACGCCCCGAUGCAUCAACCGGGAAAUCAACACUCCCCACAGAUGCCCACCACAACCCAUCACCAAUAUUACCCAUCGUACAUGACUGCGAGUAUACCUCAGACUACUCAAUUCUAUAUGCCGUCUUCGGAUAACGGUUUACCACUCAGUAGUCAGAAGUCGAUAGCGUCCCCACGCAUGAACGCGGGUCCGGCAAAGGUAAAAAGGGAAGGAACACAGAAUAGGUCGCCUCAAAUGGCUUCUUCAACCACAAACCAGGUUGGUUCGGGUCAACAGGUUAUCCAGCCUCCGAGCCAGCAGGUCUCUCAACAGGCAAUGCAAAAUGCGGCCCAAUUGUCUCAACGAAGGAUGAGCCAACAACAGGGUCCGACGGGCAGUCCCUCGUUGCAGCACGCCCAGCCAGUCAAUAACACAAGGACAUCCGCGCCUCCACAACCUCCCGCACCCCAACAAACGGCUCCUGCGCCACCUCCUCAAUCGCAACCUCCACCCCCACAACCCGUCCAGCAAUCAGCAAUGCACCCCCCCGUUCAACCCCAUCAGCAAUCUCCCGACCUGGUGCCACCGGAGGAAUCCCCCCUCUAUGUGAAUGCUAAGCAGUUCCACCGAAUAUUAAAGAGAAGAGUCGCUCGGCAAAAGUUGGAGGAGGCCCUAAGACUGACGUCGAAGCAGCGAAAGCCCUACCUCCAUGAGUCACGACACAACCAUGCCAUGAGGCGGCCGAGAGGGCCUGGAGGAAGGUUUUUGACGGCGGAGGAGGUGGCGGAGAUGGAGAAGAAGCAGAGGGAGCAGGGCGGUAAUGGUGCUGGGGAUGGUAAUAGUGGGAACAACGGGCAACCGGCGGCCACGGCGAAGAAUAAGGAGGUGGAUAAGGUCAGCGCUACCCGAACGCCUAACAGGAUGCCGCCGAAUGCGGCGCAUCCCCACAGUGGAGGAGGCAGCAGUGCACCGACAAGUGGGUCAAUGAAGAGGAAAGCUGGGCAGGCGGGGUUGCCAUCCAGUAGCCCCGUGAAGAAGGUUAAAUCUUCAAACCCACGGUCCUCCCACAUGCCCAACAUGAAUAGCGAGAGUGACGAUGAGGAGUUGGGCGAGGAGGACGAUUAGGCGUUGCUUGUCUUCUCGCCACCCCCCUCCCCCGGGGAAUGCUGGAUGGAGGGAAGUAAGGAAGAAUGAUCCAGAGGCAAGAAUGUGCUCACGAACUCAUCGAUGCUACGAUAAUUUGAAUACUUGCGGAAACCUACAACCCUUUACCAAGAACACCAAAAAUACUCCACCGAUCCCACGGAUUUGAUAGUUGUCCUCUCUCAUCCGCUCGCCCGCUUCCCCCUCAUUUCGCAACCUACAACCUCCUCCUCUCAUCAAUCAUCACGAUGACUACGACGACAUGAGAAAUGACUAGGGCAGAAGCUGUUCCCAUUAUGAUUGCCACCUCUUCUGUUCGUCCCUUUUGCAUUGCGUUUGACCUGCUUUUGAGCAUGCACCAUUUCUAAGUUUGAAUGUAUCCAUGGAUACCACUACUGGCUUGGGUUCCUGGUUCAGGAUCGUUUUACUAGUAUUUCUAAUUUCCCAUGGCUUCGUUUCCUUCGGUCGUCUUGUUUGCUUCAUACCUCUUUCCUCGUUAUCACACCAUUGCCUCGUCUGCUCCUCUCCUCUCUGGGCCCUUUCUUCGAAACAUUAGAGCCGCUCCACUUCCCUUGAAAGCCCUCCUCACAUUCAAAAGCAUGGAAAGCACUACGACUACAGAAUGGCUGUUCCGAUAACGAAGUUUUCUUUUGCACAUGGAUUCCCGAUCACGGGAGAUUCGCUGCUCUGGCGGUGUGGGUUUUGUUUUUCAUUUAUUGAUUUAAUCAUUUCUAUGAUACCAAACGACAAGAAACGGGGGAAGAGAAAGAAAAAACGCGAAAAAAACCCCCAUACACACACAGAAAAGCAACCGUUUCUUUUUAACGGGCUAUUUCCUUGCAUUUUUCUAUCACCUUUUCUUUUCGGAAUUGGUUCGAUUCCCUCGAAAUGGGAGGGUCAAGAUUGAGGAGUGCGGGGUGGCGGCAAUUUGGAGCGGGAACACAGAGGGGUUUGCUUUUUUCUCUCUUUUAUUUUCCCUUUCAUAUUACGGCCGGGGGUUCUUUUUCCUUUUUUCCUCUUUUUUCCUCUUUUUUUUCUUUCCUUUUUCCUAUUUGCUUUCCAUCUCUUUCGUUCAUGGUUACCGGUACUUCAAUAGCUGCAUUGGGAGGGUUCACCUUAUAUACACAUUCGCUUUUUCAUCGUUAUACAAUUUGGCCUAUUUUUUUUCUCUAGCUCUUCUCCAUAUAAUUAUCUUGAUCCUUGUUUGCUUUUGUGGUUUCUUCCAGCGGUUUUGCGAGUUUCCUUUUCUUUCCGGGCAUUAUAUCGAUCACAAAAAACAAAGAAUUGGUGAGCGCGAGCGAUUUGGUGUUUUUUGAAUUUAUUCUGUUUUUUUCCGUUCACAUUAUAACCUACCUAUUUAUCUGUCUACUGUGUUUUGUCUGUUUUUAUGCGCUCCUUUUUUUGCUUUGCGUCAACCUUAUCUACCUUACCCACCUAGUAUUAUUAUUAUGGGAAGAAAAAAAAAAUACCUUUUCUGUA